GCACUGGGGUGUGUGUGUGUGGGUUGAGGGCAGGGAGUGUCAGUACCCUGGCGGUUCGAGAGCCCGGGACACGAGCGUAGGGUUCUAAGGGGCUGAGGUCGAGAGUCAGGAGGUCUGGAUGCAUCCUGGGCCUCGCUGUGUGACCUUGGGUGAGUACCUGCCCCUCUCUGGGCCUCAGUCUCCUUCUUCAUCCAUUGGGUAUGGAAGUGAUGCCGCCUCUGUCCCCCUACCCCCGGGGCUGAGGGCACCAGCGCCCAGUACCACGAAGCUCGCCAGUCUUUGGUGGCGUCCGCAGCCCCAGCCUGGGAUGGGAGCAGGUGCACUGGUGUAAUUGGAGGGAGGGGUGGGGCCGAGCCAGGGCACAAACUGGGGGUCCGAAUAGUCUGCCUCCGCUUUGAAUGGGCUUCUGCUAUCCUUAGCGUCCUGCCUGGGCUACCUGCCCUGUGAGAGCACAGCGAACUGGAGACCCUGAUGUAUCAGCCUGGUGCCCACCCUUCCAGAAAACCUGGAGGUGGGGACAAGGCCAUCAGAGCGCUGCCGCCAUGGACAAGAUCCUUGAGGCAGUGGUGACAUCGUCGUACCCGGCGAGCGUGAAACAAGGGCUGGUGCGGCGCGUGCUGGAAGCCGCGAGGCAGCCCCUGGAGCGAGAGCAGUGCCUGGCCCUGCUGGCGCUGGGCGCUCGCCUCUACGUGGGUGGCGCGGAGGAGCUGCCGCGCCGCGUGGGCUGCCAGCUGCUGCACGUAGCCGGCCGGCACCACCCGGACGUCUUCGCCGAGUUCUUCAGCGCUCGCCGCGUGCUGCGCCUGCUGCAGGGCGGUGCCGGCCCCCCCGGCCCCCGCGCCCUCGCCUGCGUGCAGCUGGGCCUGCAGCUGUUGCCCGACGGGCCUGAGGCUGAAGAGGUGUUCGCGCUGCUGCGUCGCGAAGUGCUGCGCACCGUGUGCGAGCGCCCAGGGCCCGCGGCCUGCGCGCAGGUGGCCCGGCUGCUGGUGCGGCACCCGCGCUGUGUGCCCGACGGCCCGCACCGCCUGCUCUUCUGCCAGCAGCUGGUGCGCUGCCUCGGUCGCUUCCGCUGCCCGGCUGAAGGUGAGGAGGGCGCCGUGGAGUUCCUGGAACAGGCUCAGCAGGUGAGCGGGCUCCUGGCACAGCUGUGGCGCGCGCAGCCGGCAGCCAUCCUGCCCUGCCUCAAGGAGUUGUUUGCCGUCAUCUCCUGCACAGAUGAGGAACCACCAUCUAGUGCUCUGGCCAGCGUGGUCCAGCACCUCCCACUGGAGCUCAUGGAUGGUGUUGUCCGGAACCUCAGCAACGAUGACAGUGUGACGGACUCUCAGAUGCUGACUGCCAUCAGCAGGAUGAUCGACUGGGUAUCCUGGCCCCUGGGGAAGAACAUUGACAAGUGGAUCAUUGCACUGCUGAAGGGCCUGGCUGCUGUUAAGAAGUUCAGCAUCUUGAUUGAAGUUUCACUCGCCAAAAUUGAGAAGGUUUUCUCCAAGCUUCUGUACCCCAUCGUCCGGGGAGCCGCCUUGUCUGUCCUCAAGUACAUGCUGCUGACCUUCCAGCACUCCCAUGAGGCCUUCCACCUGCUCCUCCCUCACAUCCCCCCCAUGGUGGCCUCUCUGCUCAAGGAGGACUCCAACUCGGGGACCAGCUGCCUGGAGCAGCUGGCAGAGCUGGUCCACUGCAUGGUGUUCCGGUUCCCGGGCUUCCCGGACCUGUAUGAGCCCGUCAUGGAGGCCGUCAAGGACCUUCAUGUCCCCAAUGAGGACCGCAUCAAGCAGCUACUGGGGCAGGAUGCCUGGACCUCGCAGAAGAGCGAGCUGGCUGGCUUCUUCCCCCGGCUCGUGGCCAAGUCAGACACGGGCAAGAUUGGUUUAAUCAAUCUGGGCAACACGUGCUACGUGAACAGUAUCCUUCAGGCCUUGUUCAUGGCUUCUGACUUCAGACACUGUGUGCUCCGUUUGACUGAGAACAACUCACAGCCCUUGAUGACCAAGCUGCAGUGGCUCUUCGCCUUCCUGGAGCACAGCCAGAGGCCUGCCAUUUCUCCAGAGAACUUCCUUUCUGCAUCCUGGACACCCUGGUUCAGCCCUGGCACCCAGCAGGACUGCUCGGAGUACCUCAAGUACCUGCUGGAUAGGCUGCACGAGGAGGAGAAAACGGGGACCAGGAUCUGCCAGAAGCUCAAGCAGUCCAGCUCGCUGUCCCCGCCAGAGGAGCCCCCGGGCCCCAGUUCAACCUCUGUGGAGAAGAUGUUUGGAGGCAAGAUUGUGACUCGGAUUCGCUGUCUCCGCUGCCUCAAUGUUUCCUGCAGAGAGGAGGCCUUCACGGACCUCUCGCUGGCCUUUCCCCCACCUGAGCGCUGUCGCCGCCGCCGCCUGGGCUCGGUGCUGCUCCCUGCAGAGGGCGUAGUCGGAGCUCCAGACCCUCCCCCGCCAUCCCCGACCCACGACCAAAACAGGGCGGGUCCUCAGAGGCAGAGGAAACACUGCAUCACAGGGGGUGUCCCCCCAGCGGUCCUAGACAUUGAAGGCCUGGGCCCCCAGGGAGCUGGGGGGCGGGGCAGUCAGGAGGAAGAGGUAGAGAAAGAGGAGGAAGAGGAGGAGAGAGGAAAGGAGGAAGAAGACAGGACCAGAGAGGAGGAAGAAAGGACCAAAGAGGAAGAGGAGAAGGAGAAGGAAGUAGAGGAGGAGAAGGUGAAGGAGGAAGAGGACAAGGACAAGGAGGCCAGCCUGGGCCGGGGGACCCUCAGGGCCACCCCCUCUGGACAGGGCUCCCGCUCCGUCCUGGACCUGGUCAACUACUUCCUGUCCCCUGAGAGGCUGACGGCGGAGAACCGCUACUACUGCGAGUCGUGCGCCUCGCUGCAGGAGGCCGAGAAGGCGGUGGAGCUGAGCCAGGGCCCGCGCUACCUCAUCCUGACUCUGCUGCGCUUCUCCUUCGACCUGCGCACCAUGCGGCGCCGCAAGAUCCUGGACGACGUGGCAGUCCCCUUGCUGCUCCGCCUGCCGCUGUCUGGGGGCCGGACGCAGGCCUACGACCUGUGCAGUGUCGUGGUGCACUCCGGAGUGUCCUCGGAGAGCGGUCACUACUACUGCUAUGCCCGGGAGGGCGCUGCCCGCCCGGCCCCUUCCCUGGGAGCGGCCGACAGAACCGAGCCCGAGCACCAGUGGUACCUGUUCAACGACACCCGGGUGUCCUUCUCCUCCUUCGAGUCUGUCAGCAACGUCACUUCUUUCUUCCCCAAGGACACGGCCUAUGUGCUCUUUUACCGCCAGCGGGCUGGGGAGGGACCUGAGGCUGAGCUGGCCUCUCCGAGAGUCCGGACAGAGCCCACCCUCCACAAAGACCUGAUGGAAGCCAUUUCCAAAGACAACAUCCUUUUCCUGCAGGAGCAGGAGAAGGAGGCACGGAGCAGGGCGGCCUACAUCUCUGCACUCCCUGCAUCUCCGCACUGGGGGAGAGGCUUUGACGAGGACAAGGAUGAGGAUGAAGGCUCUCCAGGGGGCUGCAACGCUGCCGGUGGCAAUGGCGGAGACGUCCACAGACUGGUCUUCUAAUGUGAAUCCUUCCCUGGUCCUGCCUGCGGGUGUGCCACAGCCAGCCUCAGGGGAGGCCUUGACCUCUGUCUUCUGGGAGCCAGGUGGGGGCCCAGGUCCCAGGCAGAGGUGCUCUGCCAGACAGGGUUUGAGGGAGGCUGUGGCGGCAGGUCCCGUCCUGAAGGCAGGCCCUUCCGAGGGCAAGAGAGGUGGAGGGGGAGCUUCUGGGACACUGGCCCUCAGCCUGAAGAGGUGAGGGCCAAGCACCUUGCACUUGGCCUCAGGCCCAGACACUGGGUUCAACCCCCUUAGGAUUUUACCAAGUAUCCUGGUCAACUCGAAGCACCUUAGAUGGACACCGUAGCCUGUCCCCUGCAGACUGCCAGCAAGGCUGAAUGUCACAGCUCUCGAGUUUUGCCAUUAAGUAGCAUUGCCCUUCCACUCCUUCUAGACAAUCCUGUUGCGCUACCGUGUGAAAAAGCAGAGUGGGAGCCAUGCCCUCGCACUGAGAGGGGCUUCGUGUGGCCCCCGGGCUGCCUUGUUUCUCCCAGGGGGUUUCCGAGGUAACGCGGCGCCUGCCCAUCAUCUGUCCCUCUCCUGAGAGGCGAGUAGGUGCCUCCGAGACUGUCUGCUCCCUGACACGCAGCAACUCAUAGGGGUGGGGACAGCCCCCUCCCAGUGGGAGACCCUCUGUCCGCCCGAUAGCCUGCCUCAGUGCCUGAGAUGCCACGGUGUGCAUCCCCCUCCUGGUUAAGAUGGAGAAGCCUUACUCUCCUGCAGAUGUGUCUGCUUCUCCCAGAGCCGGUCUGUCCUGAGGAAAGCUGGUGGUCCAUCCACCAGCCAGGACAGCAGCGGCCUGGGGGGUUGGCGCACAGGAGAUGCUGUCCUCACGUGCCCUCCCACCACUGUUCCCCUUCUGAAUGGAGAGAAGAGACUCAGGGUCUCAAACAGGAAUAAAAAUAGGUUCUC
Molecule: messenger RNA, 4502 nt
Organism: Phyllostomus discolor (pale spear-nosed bat)
Lineage: Eukaryota; Metazoa; Chordata; Mammalia; Chiroptera; Phyllostomidae
Gene: USP35
Product: ubiquitin specific peptidase 35
Exons: 11
Coding region: 543-3554 (1003 amino acids)
Biological process (GO): protein deubiquitination
Cellular component (GO): cytosol; nucleus
Molecular function (GO): cysteine-type deubiquitinase activity; cysteine-type endopeptidase activity
Source: RefSeq, a predicted model, not a curated record